Naumovozyma castellii is the source of this 1764-nucleotide messenger RNA. RefSeq names its product MFS transporter. The record is from RefSeq and is a predicted model, not a curated record. Lineage: Eukaryota; Fungi; Ascomycota; Saccharomycetes; Saccharomycetales; Saccharomycetaceae. The transcript has a single exon. The coding region runs from base 1 to 1764 and encodes 587 amino acids.
AUGCAGUUUAAAAAACCUUUGGGAGGUAGAAAAGAACCUCAACUGGAACAGUAUGCAUUAAAAAACGAGGAAGAUUUGUCCGCUCGUUCAAGUUUUGCCAAUUCAAUUAACGACAGUGUUAAUUCUGGAGAUGGGGACCCAAUACAAUUACAUGAUCCACAUCAACUUGAACAUCCAGCGCCAAUACCAAACGAAAAUUCACUAGUUAGAACAAAAUCGACAAAUGAUGAGCCGGAUGUCACAACGGCUCCAUACUCUCGAUUUGGCCCUAGAGAAAAAAUGAUCCUUGUAGUGCAAUGUGCAUUUACUGGUUUCUUUUCAUCUAUUGCUAGUUCAAUCUAUUAUCCUGUCUUAACAGUCAUUGAAAAAUUAUUUGACAUUAGUGAAGAAUCUGUUAACAUUACAGUUGUUGUUUAUUUUAUAUUUCAAGGCCUUUCACCAAGUAUAAUGGGUGGGUUAGCUGACUCGCUGGGGAGACGUCCAGUGGUUUUAUUUUCCGUAGCAGUGUACUUCUGUGCCUGUGUGGGAUUAGCUUGUGCUCAAACAUAUCCACAAAUUAUUGUUUUAAGAUGUUUGCAAGCAGCUGGUAUAUCACCUGUGAUCGCUAUCAAUAGUGGUAUUAUGGGUGAUGUUACAACAAGGGCAGAGAGAGGUGGUUAUGUGGGUUAUGUCUCCGGGUUUCAAGUUCUUGGUAAUUCCUUUGGUGCUUUAAUUGGUGCUGGUAUUUCUAGUACAUGGAGUUGGAGAGCAAUUUUUUGGUUUUUAGCCAUUGGUUCUGGGAUUUGUUUACUAGCAUCAUUUAUUGUCUUACCAGAGACGAAGAGAACGAUUGCUGGUAAUGGGUCAAUUAUUCCAAAAUCCAGAUUUAAUAGAUCACCAAGUUUGCUUUUCCCACCUUUGAGGAAAAGAUUACAUUUAGAUAAUCCUGAUUUGGAGACUUUAGAACCCAAAGUGAAAAUAAGUUUCCUAGCGCCACUUGGUAUCUUAAAGAUACCUGAAGUGGAUAUUGUAUUACUUGUUGCUGGCUUACAAUAUGCUCAAAUGACUACUCAUCAAACGGCAUUAUCAACCGUAUUGAGUAAAAAAUACCAUUUAACAGUGGCCAAAAUUGGGCUAUGUUAUUUACCUACUGGUAUUUGUACUUUAAUUAGUGUCGUCACAUCGGGUAGGUAUCUAAAUUGGAGUUAUAGACGCAAAAUAAUUAAGCAUAGACAAUGGAAAAAGGAGCAGGAAACCAUAUUGUUAGAAGAAUAUAAUAAUGAUAUGGAACAAGUCAAGGAAAUCAUGGAUAAUGAUCCCAAGUAUGUUUUCAAUAUUUUCAAAGCUAGAAUUCAACCUGCCUUUGGUACUUUAAUUUUAAGUGGUCUGGGAUUUUGUGCAUACGGUUGGUGUAUCAGUGUUAAGGCUCCCUUAGCGGCCGUUCUUGUUACAAGUGGGUUUGGGUCAUUAUUUUCCAAUUGUAUAUUGACAAUGUCAACAACUUUAGCUGUAGAUUUGUUCCCAUCAAAAGCAGCCACUGCUACUAGUUGUCUGAAUUUAUUCAGAUGCUCCUUAGCAGCUAUCUUUAUUGCUUGUUUGAGUAAGAUGGUGGAUAGGAUGACCUAUGGUGGUGUUUUCACAUUUUUAGCAGCUUUAACUACCUCUUCGUCUCUUUUACUGCUAAUACCAGUAAGUAGAGGUAAAGAGUUGGCUUUGAAGAGAAGACAACAGGAAAAUUCUUUGUUACAGAAAAAACCCACUCCAGAAAAGCAUUUCAGUGUUUAA